Plectropomus leopardus (leopard coralgrouper) is the source of this 707-nucleotide messenger RNA. The record is from RefSeq and is a predicted model, not a curated record. NCBI's taxonomy places the organism in Eukaryota, Metazoa, Chordata, Actinopteri, Perciformes, Serranidae.
AUGAGCUUAGAGCCCACGUGGGCCGCAGGAGCGGAGGGGGCGUGUCUCAGUGCAGGGGGACCAAUCGGAGCGUCCACUGCCCUGUGGAGACAGGUCAGAGUGGUGGAGGUGAAGAGCAGCCUGCCGUCGGGCAUGCAGAGCCCCGUAGGAGCAGCCGGCGAGCAGAGAGGAGGAGGAGGAGGAGGAGAAGGAGGUGGUGGUCCAGGAGAAAGCCCAGGAGGAGGUGGAGGUGGAGGAGGAGGCCCGGUAGACCUGCGGACGGAGCCCAGGGUGGGCUCUCUGUCUGCGGGCGCGGCGGCGGUGGACACGGCCAUGAGAGAGCAGCAGCUCCAGCAGGAACUCGUGCUGCUCAAACAGCAGCAGGAGCUGCAGAAACAGCUGCUGUUCGCCGAGUUUCAGAAGAAACACGAAGUCCUCACCAGACAGCACGAAGUCCAGCUGCAGGAGCACCUGAAGCAACAACAGGAGCUGCUGGCGGCGAAGCGGCAGCAGGAGCUGGAGCAGAAGAGGAAACUGGAGCAGCAGAGACACGAGGAGCAGGAGAAACAUCGACUGGAGCAGCAGCUGCUGCUGCUGAGGAACAAGGAGAAAGGCAAAGAGAGUGCCAUCGCCAGCACAGAGGUGAAGCUGAAGCUGCAGGAGUUCCUCCUCAAUAAGAAAGAGCCCGGCAUCGGCGGACUGAACCAUUCCUUCUCCCCAAAGUGCUG